Molecule: messenger RNA, 1080 nt
Organism: Morone saxatilis (striped sea-bass)
Lineage: Eukaryota; Metazoa; Chordata; Actinopteri; Moronidae
Gene: ubxn4
Product: UBX domain protein 4
Exons: 7
Coding region: 1-1065 (354 amino acids)
Molecular function (GO): protein binding
Source: RefSeq, a predicted model, not a curated record
AUGGGAUACUGUGUGAAAAAAUGUGGAAGUUCUUCAGCGGGCACAGUGCCAGCAAUGACCUCCAGAGGAAUCCCAUUCUCUCCAAUAAAGAAACUAGAUGGUAUGCACACCACUGGAUCUUCACACAGGGCUACUUUGAGUACCAUACACACCAUAUACCAUAAAUGUGUUAUUAUAUCAUCAUAUUGUCCUGUCAGGUUAACCAAGAAACUAGAGGAGAGACGAGAGCAAAGGAAGACUGGAGAGGAAGAGAAUGUGAUCAAGAAGGAAAUUGAGCGGCGGAAGGUGGGGAAGGACAUGCAAGACUUUAAGAGGAAACAGGAAGAGGAGAAGACCAAGAGACUCCUCGAGGAAAGGAACAGAGAGAAGGCUGAGGAGAAGGCUGCCAGGGAGCGGGUCAAACAGCAGAUUGCCUUGGUAAGAUCAUCUUUUUCUCUCCAUGUUUUCUUUGGCUACUUCAGUGUUGGUGGGGCGCGCAGUACCAUAGCGAGGAUACAGUUCCGCCUUCCAGAUGGCUCAUCCUUCACCAACCAGUUCCCCUCACAGAGCAGACUGCAGGAGGCUCGGAAUUUUGCUGCUCAGGAAGUGGGAAACCGCUACGGUAACUUCUCCCUGGCCACUAUGUUCCCUCGGCGGGAGUUUACCAGUGAAGACCUGGACAAGACCCUGCUGGAGCUGGAACUGGCUCCAAGUGCUUCCAUCGUGGUUCUGCCGUCAGGCAGACCGGCUAACGCCGUGGUCCAGUCCUCUGGGGGCAGUAUCUGGGCAGUUCUGGGCACACUACUCUACCCUUUGCUGGCUGUGUGGAGAUUCCUCAGCUCGUUCUUGUUUGCAACUCCGCCCCCUCCUGGAGCAGCAUCUAGAGGCCCCGCCCACCAGUCCAACUCUUACACCAACUCAGCGUCAGCCUCCGACAAAGCAAAGAGGUGGGCAGCAGAGUUAAUUAUAGUCUUUUGUUUAUGGCCAAUAUGGCCAUACAUUUUCAAGAAUUCUGGCCACAUAGAACAACCAAUAUGUUUAAAUACUAGGUUAAAGAGGUACUCCAUCCUAAAACGUGUUUCAUGAGCUGUAAACUGUAUU